Molecule: messenger RNA, 6172 nt
Organism: Stylophora pistillata
Lineage: Eukaryota; Metazoa; Cnidaria; Anthozoa; Scleractinia; Pocilloporidae
Product: protein sidekick-1
Biological process (GO): cell-cell adhesion; cytokine-mediated signaling pathway
Cellular component (GO): external side of plasma membrane; signaling receptor complex
Molecular function (GO): cytokine receptor activity; cytokine binding
Source: RefSeq, a predicted model, not a curated record
AUCUAGGAAUAGGGAAGUGAUUUCCUCACUUGGUGCUGUGCCGUAUCACAAAAGAAACGCAAAAAGUGCGCUCAAUUUUCAAGCUGCAUCUCACAAAAAAGGUUUUUGGUGGUUCGACUUGACUCAAACAGGUCAUGGUUAAGAUGCAUCCAUAUCUCCAACUAGCUUUCUUUGCCUCGUUGCUGCGAAUUCCUUUGGCUUUAGGAGACUGUGUUGAUUCGGGCCUUGGAAUGGAAGAUGGAGAAAUCCGGAAUAAUAAAGUAACUGCUUCUUCUGAACAAAGUGCCAACACACCGGCCAAGAAUGGUCGACUAAACUACAUAGCAGGAUCAUCAUGGUGUGCAGGAACAAGUGACACUAACCCAUAUCUACAGAUUAAUCUACGGACACUUCAUAUCAUCUGUGCUGUGUCCACUCAAGGGAAUUCUCAAGCAGAUCAGUGGGUAACAAACUACACCCUACAACUAUCUACAGAUGGGACAACUUGGACAGACUAUAAAGAGGGUGGACAAGUAAUGGUCCUCAGGGGAAAUAAUGACAGAGCCACAAGUGUUAAACAUGUUAUUUAUGAAGUAUUAACAAGGUAUCUUCGAUUCCUGCCACAAACUCACCAAGGUGGGGUGUGUAUGAGAACAGAGGUGUUUGGAGUGGUCAAACAACAGCGAGUUUGUGAGAUGGAGGCCAUCGGUCUGGCCAGUGGUGGUGCAAUUCCAGACAGCAGCUUCACAGCCUCAACAUUUUUCAGUAAUGGAUAUAAACCUUCUUAUGGUCGACUGAAUGGAAGUAGUAGGGGUUGGGCACCCAAGACUAAGACCAAUCCUACUGACUAUCUGCAAAUUGACCUGCUGCAAAACUAUGUCAUCUGUGCUGUAGCUACUCAAGGAGCUAAUGGUAUUGAUGAGUGGACAAAAAACUACAAGAUUCAGUUAUCAUUGGAUGGUACCACCUUUUUCACCUAUAAAGAAAACAAUAUUGACCGGGUAUUUCCUGGAAACUCAAAUCAAAAUAACAUCACCCUAAACAGUCUAAAGGAAUUUUCAAGAGCAAAGUUUAUCCGUUUUCAGCCGACUACAUAUAGUGGUUGGAAGGUUCUGAGAGUGGAAGUUUAUGGAACAGUUCUAAGGAAAGUUUGUGAAAGUGAGGCCAUAGGUCUGGCCAGUGGUGGUAAAAUUCCAGACAGCAGCUUCACAGCCUCAACAUUUUUCGGUAGUGAGUAUAAACCUUCUUAUGGUCGACUGAAUGGAAGUAGCAGAGGUUGGGCACCCAAGACUACAACCAAUCCUGCUGACUACCUACAAAUUGAUCUGCUGUAUGAGUACGUUAUCUGUGCAGUAGCUACUCAAGGAGCUAAUGGUAUUAAUGAGUGGACAAAAAACUACAAGAUCCAGUUAUCGUUGGAUGGUACCACGUUUUUUACCUAUAAAGAAAACACUAUUGAUAGGGUCUUCUCUGGAAACUCAAAUCAAAGUGGCAUCAUUAAAAACAGUCUACAUGAAUUUGCAAGUGCAAAGUUCAUCCGCUUUCAGCCAACAGCCUAUAGUAGUUGGAAGGAUCUGAGAGUGGAAGUUUAUGGAAUUCUUUUAACUAAAGUUCCAUCACAACCUCCUGCAGCCUUCAAGUUGACUGCAAGUUCUUCUACUAGCAUUACAGCUUCCUGGCGGUUACCACCAGUACUCGCGAGACAUGGAAGAAACAUUACAGGGUUUAAACUGUUCUAUAAAGAAAAAAGUGCCGUUGGCCCAGCAACCACCUUGCCUAUUAACAGCGGAUCAACAUUGCUUCAGAAUGUCACUGGACUUGAUAAGUACACAGAAUAUGAAUUUCAAGUCUUGGCUUUCACAUCUGAUGGUGAUGGACCAAAGAGUUGCGUUGAGGUGACGAGAACCAAGGAAGAUGUUCCUUCGGGACCUCCUUCUAACUUCACCCUGACUGCAAGCUCUUCAACUAGUGUAACGGCAUUCUGGCAGUUACCACCAGCAGAUUCCAGAAAUGGAAUCAUCAUAGGAUUUAAAUUCUUUUAUCAAAGAAAAAGCUUUGGAGGACCAGCAACUAUAACAACUAUUAAUAAUGGAACAACCACUGUUAGAGAUAUCACUGGGCUUGUUAAGUACACAGAAUAUGAAUUUCAAAUGUUGGCCUUCACUUCUGUCGGUGAUGGACCAAAGAGUUCUUUAAGGAAUGAAAGAACAAAAGAAGACGUUCCAUCCCAACCUCCAAGAAACUUCAGCGUGAUCUCAAGGUCGUCUACGAGUGUUAGAGUAUCCUGGCAGCUACCAUCUGUUGGAUCCAGGCAUGGAAUUGUCCGGGGAUUUAAAUUAUACUACAAAAAGAGAGGCUCGAGCGGGUUACCAUACACUUUACCCAUUAGAAAUGAGACGAUUGAUAGUAAAGAUGUCACUGGACUAGACAAGUACACAGACUAUGAAUUCCAAGUGUUGGCCUUUACUUCUGUUGGUGAUGGACCGAAGAGUUCUGUUGAAAUCGCGAGAACCAAGGAAGAUGUUCCUACGAGAGCCCCCAGUAACUUUUCACUGACGGCGAGCAAUUCUACCAGUAUCACAGCAUCUUGGCAGUUACCCCCGGCAGACUCCAGAAAUGGAAUCAUUACAGGAUUUAAAUUGUUCUUCAAGAAGAGAGGCUCUUCAGGAUUACCGGCCACUUUAGCUAUGGGCAACGAACAAACUCGUUUUAAACAUGUGACUGGGCUUGAUAAAUACUCCGAAUAUGAAUUUCAAGUGUUGGCCUUCACUUCUAUUGGUGAUGGACCAAGGAGUGCUGUUACAGUCGAGAGGACAAUGGAAGAUGCUCCUUCCAAAGCUCCAGAAAGUUUCACUGUGACUGUACUUAGUUCAACCAGUGUCACAGCUCAUUGGCAGUUACCACCAGCAGACUCCAGAAACGGGAUCAUAGCGGGAUUUAAAUUAUACUACAAAAAGGAUUCUGGAGGCUCGGCAGCCAUAAUUACUCUCAACAAUGGAACGAUCUAUUCUGAAGAUAUCACCGGGCUUGAUAAGUACACAGAAUAUGAAUUUCAAGUGUUGGCCUUCACAUCUGUUGGUGAUGGACCCAAGAGCUCUCUCAUACUUGCAAAGACGAUUGAAGAUGUUCCUUCGGAAUCCCCUGGUAACCUCACCUUGACCGCAAGCUCUUCCACCAGUAUAGCGGCUUCCUGGCAAUUACCAUCAGCAGACUCCAGAAAUGGAAUCAUUGUAGGAUUUAGAUUGUUUUACAAAAGGAAAAGCUCCAGAGAACUAGCAACCAUCAUAACUAUUAACAAUGGAACAAUCACUGCUAGAGAUAUCACUGGACUUGUUAAGUACACAGAAUAUGAAUUUCAAAUGUUGGCCUUCACUUCUGUUGGUGAUGGACCAAACAGUUCCUUGGAGAUUAUGAAAACAAGAGAAGAUGUGCCCUCGAAGCCUCCACGUAAUUUCUCAGUAACUGCGAGCUCCUCUACCAGUAUUACAGCAUCUUGGGAGCUACCACCAGCUGAGUGUAGAAAUGGAGUCAUCAUAGGAUUUAAACUGUUGUACAAGAAGAAGGGUUCUUCGGGUUCUGCAUCCGCUAUAACUAUUUCUAAUGAGACGAUCCAUACUGAAGAUAUCACUGGGCUCGAUAAGUACACAGAAUAUGAAUUUCAAGUGUUGGCCUUCACUUCCGUUGGUGAUGGACCAAAGAGUUCCCUUCGUGUGGAGAGAACAAUGGAAGAUGCUCCAUCCAAAGCCCCAGUUGACUUUUCAGUGACGGCAAGUUCUUCUACCAGUAUUACCUUAUCUUGGAAGCCUCCACCAGAAAAUGCAACACGUGGAAUCGUCACAGGAUUCAAAUUGUUCUACAAAAGAAGCUUCGCAGGAUCUGCUACCACCAUAACUAUUAACAGUGGAGCAUCAUUAAGUAGAGAUGUAACUGAGCUUGAUAUCUACACAGAAUAUGAAUUUCAAGUGUUGGCCUUCACUUCUGUUGGUGAUGGACCACGGAGUGCUGUUGAGGUCGAGAGAACAAUGGAAGAUGCUCCGAGCGCCCCUCUAUCGUUUGGCUAUGAGGAAGUUGCCCCGAAUAAGACACAUGGUCCAAGAAUGAAUUUGACUUGGAGCAAGCCAGCAGAAGCCAAUGGAAUCAUUAGGAGUUACACUAUAUUUUAUGCAAACAAAGAUGGUGAAACUAAGCGAAGUAUUGGAGGAGACGCGUUCAGUUACUUGGUGGAUGUCCUGGGUGGAGUUACUUAUCAUUUCUAUAUCAGAGCUGUAACUAUCAAACCUGGACAGAAUACCUCUUUUUCUGUGAAAACCAAAGAGUACGAGCCUAGCCGUGGACCAGAAAAUGUAAUAUCUUUAGAAGUUAAGCGCACAGAAUAUCAAAUAACCUGGGAUGGUUUGCCUAGAGAGGUAGCAAAUGGGUUCAUCAAAACAUAUCAAGUCAGACUUCUGUUGAAAGAAAGUUGCUCUCCUGUUGACGCUUCUUUUAAUUCGACAUUCAACACAACCAAAACAGAGAUGCUGUUGUCCAGUGUCUCAGUAUGCGCAAGGUAUGAAGUGUCUGUUAGAGCCUUCACUGCGGCGGGACCCGGACCUUACAGCGAGCCUUCAGUGAUCCAGACUCAAGGUGAAGUUUGGUCCCAUGAAAAACCUUCCCCACCAGCAUUUACUACGAAUUCCAGCGACGGAGGAAUCACAGCGAAAAUAACACUACCAAAUUUUACGGGACAUGCAAAUUUUUUUCAAGUCAUCGUCAUUACAUAUCGCUCAGACUACAAUGGUGUCGUAAACCCACCAGCAGAUUUUACAACGCGAGACCUGAUGACUUAUGAAGAAGCUCAUAAAUCUCCACUGCCUGCAGCUUAUGUCACUUUCCAGUUUGGAGGACAUGAUUUUUACAAAUACCAAGUAUUUACUGUUGGAGAUAGAGUCCAAUCAAGCAGUAAAAUAAGGAGCAAGAGGAGUAAUGGCGAAGAGAAUUAUUACAACAAACCACUGCAGCCGAAUACGAACUACAGAGUAUUCCUCCGGGCCUUUGUCUCAGAGACGCUGUAUUCGUCGAGUACUUUCAUAGCGCUGAAAACCAAAGAUAAGCCAGUGGUGAAGGAAUUACCAGACAAGACAACCGUAAUUGUUGGUGAAAAGGUAGUGUUGACAUGUGAGGCCAGUGGAGAUCCACAACCUUCUGUUAGGUGGAGUAAAGAUGGAGACACCAGUAUACCACGGGCUAACUUUAACAACGAUGGUCUGAUUCUUAUUAUCAGAGAAGUGAUACCUCGUGAUAGUGGUAUCUAUGAAUGUACAGCAUCGAAUACUUUUGGAGUGACCCAUGCGGCGACGACUUUGAUAGUUGAUGAUAAACAAAAUAACUUUCUUGAUAAACAAAGCAACUUUCCUGUCGCUGUCAUCGUUGUGCUCUGUGUUGUUCUUCCAUUGUUGGUUGUCAUUGGUGGAGUAGCGUGCAAGUUGAAGAAUAGACGAGCUGGAGCCCAACUAAUUAACAGAACAAAGGAACUGAACAGAAUCAUCAGUGACGACAUGGGUCCACCUGACUCUUCGCAUGAACAGCUUGCGUCUUCUCCAGCAUCGUAUCUUCAACUCCACUCCAUGACUUCCGAAGGCAAUUCACCUGGAUUUCCUGAUUCUCAAGUUGUGCAGUUUGAAAACAAAGCAUUUGAUCCCCAGAGCGUGAACUCUGAGAAAUAAAUUGAAGGAAAUGAAGGAAAAGAAGGGGAAGAAAUUGUUCAUGACACAGUAAAUAGUGUGUUUUGAUUUGGCUCUAUUCGUCUCACUGCUCUCUUCAAAUAAGGAUAUAAUCCUCUCGGAACGUAGUUAUAUCUGGCCUAUGAUCGCAGGGUCGCAAUUGCACAUUAGACUAAGUACAGCCGCCUAGUUCUCGUUUAAAAAAAAUCAUUGAAUACAGUAGCGCUGUUGUGGCCCUGAGAUGAGUGUAGCUAUAAUUUGAAAAGGCCAUGUCUUUUGCUAUUCAAUAAAAGAAGUAGUCUUUCACUUGUACCCUAAACUGAAAAUUUAGUUUCAAUAAUUUUAGGUGAUGGAGUACUUGCAAGUAAUUAGUAGAACACUUCUAAAUCAAGGAGUUUUUUUUUUUAUGUCCUUAUCAUCGUGUUCUUUAUAUCCAUGCGGUAGAUGAUCAUAGAAUAUUUGUAAUAAAAUAUUUUUUAGUUAUGAUCAUUUGA